Molecule: messenger RNA, 1518 nt
Organism: Clonostachys byssicola
Lineage: Eukaryota; Fungi; Ascomycota; Sordariomycetes; Hypocreales; Bionectriaceae
Source: the annotation of a GenBank genome assembly
AUGACCACAUCGGCGUACCAAACAGAGGGGAUGAGCAUGGCAGACAUGGAAGAACCGAACGAGCCGCUCGAGCCUGUAGAGCUUCCAGAGCAUGAGAGUGUCCCAGAGCAUGAGAGUAUUCCAGAGCAUGAGAGUGUUCCAGAGCAUGAGAGUGGCCAUGAGAUGCUUCUAAAAUUGUUGGAAUUGGUUGAAUCGCUGCACAACGUGGCAACCCCAGUACCAGGAGGGGAAGGCGAGGUCGACCUUGCUCUACAAGCCGCGAAUGAAAUCGUCCCACUGGUUGGGAAGAUCCGUGAACACUUCGAUGAGCAAAUGGCACGGAUUACCGAACAGGAUGCUACCAUUGUCAAACUCAACGGUGAUCUGGCCGAGGCGCGUCUCGAACUGCAAAAUGCUUACAUGGAUAUGGCGGUUAAAAAGGUGGAGAGCGGCAGCAGUCAACAGCCAGGCCAGAAAGAAGAAGAGGAAGAAGAAGAAGAAGAAGGGCUAUAUGCGCCCAACGGUGCUCACCUCAAGGCAUGGGUUGUGGAUCAAGCGGUCUAUAAGGAAAAUCCCAAGAGCAUCACUCACGAUGCAUUCCAGUAUGGACACUUUGUGUCGAACCCUGCGAGUCCCACCAAAGCCGUAACUAUGGCAAUGCCCACGGCCGAUGGUCUUGAAAAUAUCCAAUCGCGGCUGGAGAAGGGGGCCGGCAAUCAACCAUUGCCAGGUUCUUCUGGGGCUGGCCAGUCCGGGCAAGCUAUUCAGCGCACAUCGUCUGAAGAGUCACUUCCACACCAGGCAUUCGACAUGACCUUCCCAUCCGGCCGUGGAACUUUUAGACGACCUGGCCCUGUUUACGAAAGAAUGCCGCCCCCUCGUAUUAAACUAGCCCAAAGGAUUUCUUCUGGCGAAGAUAGCAGCGCAGAGGCUAGUAAGUCUGGUGAAGGCGACAUGAAAGGCUCUGUUCCAUUGGCUGAGAACGACUCGGCGUAUGGUUUUGCUGCCUAUAUACAAGGGCUACAAUCAACUGAUCCACAACCUCUUUGGCCUGCGUCCAAGUUUCUACGACCACGGAAAUAUGGGAAAUUCAUCAUUUUUGACAUUCUUGAGUGGACAUUAUACACCUUGUUUAGAGCUGCAUGGGACUUGAUUCCGGGGCAGCUCAUUGCAUGGUGGCAUCUUCUACUAUUCUUGAUAACCACUGUCCUGUACUUGUUCACAGGCUUACUAGACCCACUCGAUCUGCCCAAAGUUCCUGUCCUCAUUGUACCUAGGCUCUCAUGGUCUAUUCUUGCGAAUCAAGCCAUGUGUUUGACUUACCUGAUGUCUUUCUUGGCUUGCAGACGGGAACUCGAUAUUCUUCUUCAGGCCAAUGGGUUAAGCAGAAGGUACAUGCUUGACUACGUUUAUGAAGAAAGCCGCAUGAUUCUUUUCAUUGGCAUUGACAAGGGAAUGUUUCGGUGGGGGACAGUUGAGCCGGAAAACUUCUGGGGAAGUGGAAAUGACACGGAAAGGUUCAUUGGUCUGACACAAUAA